AUGAGUGUCCCGCUGUUGAAAAUUGGGGCGGUGCUCAGCACCAUGGCGAUGGUCACCAACUGGAUGUCCCAGACCCUGCCUUCCCUCGUGGGGCUCAACGGGACCACUGUCUCCAGAGGGGGAACUUCCGAAAAGAUCACCAGCGCGCUGUACCCGAGCCCGGAGGAGGGCUGGCAGAUCUACAGCUCCUCUCAGGACGUGGAGGGGAAGUGCUUGUGCACGGUCGUGGCUCCCGCGCAGAACAUGUGCAACCGCGACCCGCGCAGCAAGCAGCUGCGUCAGCUCAUGGAAAAGGUGCAGAACAUCACGCAGUCCAUGGAGGUUCUCGACCUGAGGACCUACAGGGACCUUCAGUACGUGCACAACACUGAGUCACUGAUGAAGACUGUGGACAGCAGGCUGAAGAUUGCCUCUGACAACCCCAGAGCCCUCAACCCCAAGAGUUUCCAGGAGCUAAAGGACAAGGUGACUCAGCUGCUCCCCCUGCUGCCCGUGCUGGAGCAGUACAGGUCGGACGCGCGCAUGCUGGGCGAGCUGAAGGGGGAGGUGCAGAACCUGUCGCUGGUGCUGCUGGCCAUCCAGGAGGAGAUGGGGGCGUACGACUACGAGGAGCUGAGACAGAGAGUCCUGCUGCUGGAGACCAGGCUGCACUCCUGCAUGCAGAAGCUGGGCUGCGGGAAGCUGACCGGGGUCAGUAAUCCAAUCACAGUCCGGGCGUCCGGCUCGCGCUUUGGCUCCUGGAUGACCGACACCAUGACGCCCAGCUCGGACAACAGGGUGUGGUCGAUGGACGGGUACCUGAAGGGCCGACGGGUGCUGGAGUACCGCACGAUGGGCGACUUCACGAAGGGCCAGAACUUCGUGCAGCACCUGCUGCCCCACCCGUGGGCGGGGACGGGCCACGUGGUCUACAACGGCUCGCUGUACUACAACAAGUACCAGAGCAACGUGGUGGUCAAGUACCACUUCCGCUCGCGCAGCGUCCUGCUGCAGCGGAGCCUGCCCUCGGCCGGCUACAACAACACCUUCCCGUACUCCUGGGGCGGCUCCUCCGACAUCGACCUGAUGGCCGACGAGACCGGCCUGUGGGCCGUCUACACCACCAUCCCCAACGCCGGCAACAUCGUCAUCAGCCGGCUGGAGCCGGGGAGCCUGGAGGUGCUGCGCUCCUGGGACACGGGCUUCCCGAAACGCAGCGCCGGGGAGGCCUUCAUGAUCUGCGGCACGCUCUACGUCACCAACUCCCACCUGGCCGGCGCCAAGAUCUACUUCGCCUACUACACAAACUCGUCCAGCUACGAGUACACGGACAUCCCCUUCCACAACCAGUACUCGCACAUCUCCAUGCUGGACUACAACCCCCGCGAGAGGGUGCUGUACACCUGGAACAACGGGCACCAGGUGCUCUACAACGUCACCCUCUUCCAGGUCAUCAGCAACGCGGAAGACUAGAACUUUCACGUCACGCGUUUAAAAAAAAAAAAACAGACAAGCGAAAGCUUUCGGUGACACGGGCGGCCACGGACUCCUCUCCUCCCUUCCUGUGAUGAGUUGCGCAUGGUUAUUUUAAUUUGUGACAGAAAUAAAUUUAAAAUACACCAAUUUGACAUUUUCGUACCUCUCUGCUUGUGUUUCUGAGAAAAAAUUUGAAAUAUCCCAUCUAUAAUUAUUCCAAGAAGAGAAGGGGGGAAAAAAACUUUUUUUGCUAUUUAUAUCACCUUUCUAUCACCUUAGAGGAGAGGUGAACAGUAAAAGAGAGGUUGACAGUAAGUAGAGAGGUGAAUAGUAGAAAGAGAGGUUGACAGUAAGUAGAGAGGUGAAUAGUAGAAAGAGAGGCUGACAGUAAGUAGAGAGGUGAAUAGUAAAAACAGAGGUUGACCUUAAAUACAGGAGCGGUGACUAGCGAAACAGAGGUUGAUAGUAAGUACAGGAGAGGUGAACAGUAAAGGAGAGGCUCAUAGUAAAUAGAGGGGAGGUGACCAGUAAAGGAGAGGUUGAUAGUAAGUCCUGGGGAGGGGAAAGGUAAAGGAGAGGUUGAUAGUAAAUAGAGGGGAGAUGAACAGUAAAGGAGAGGAUGACAGUAAGUAAAGGAUUGUUGAACAGCACAAUUAUAAGAGAGAGGAACAGUAAAAUAAAUUAGAGGCAAACGGCACAGACAUGGAGGGGUAAAGGGUAACAGACAGGGUGAACCGGGUCUGGUGUAAGAGGGCUGAGCAGUGCACACGGAUGGCAGCACAAUAUAAUUAAAAUGUGAAAACUGACAUUGAUUGGUUCAUUUUUAAACUGCCAAUAUAAUUUAACUAAUGUUUCGAAAUAAUAUCAGUUAAUAUUAUGCUCACGCUGUUUUUAAAGCAGAAGAGUUUGUAAAAGGAAUUCAUGAAUUUUCAUAUUUAUCAAAAAUCAUAUGUAUGUACUCCAUACGCUGGGAAUUAUUUUAAUAUUAUUGCCCUUAUUGUUGCUACACAGCAAACUGUACGCAGGUGAGUAAUGGGAGGAGAGCGAGGCUUCACGAAACCCAAAAGGGCUGACGCCUCCAUGUUACCAGCCUGUGACAGCCUGAGCUGAACCCGUAUUAUUCUUGGUGAUGAUCAAAGUGUAAUAUUUUUUAAUGGUUCUGACAAGCCGAUGGUCGACAGCGUGCCAUCGCUCCGCCCCCACUGCGAGAGUCACGAAGCCCCGCCCCCCCUGUCCCGUCGCUGCUCGCGGGGGAGCCGAAUCUCCGUUCAUCUUUAAUUUAUGGGACCCUUUGCGGGUGAUUUACGAGAGCCGGGCGGGUAAUUUGUGUCCGUUACUCCUGAACGCCAUGGGAGCCGCGCAGGUCGUUUAUAUCUGUAGAACCGCAGCGUCUGAUAACUUUGUUCAGGGGUUUGGCCAAGGUGAAAACAUCUUCAAAACAAAGUGCUCCUGGCUGUGCUUGGGUUUUUCAUAUAUAUAUAUAUAUAUGAUAUAUGAUAUAUAUGAAUAUUAAUUCAGAUGAAUAGAUUUUCCAUAGAACAGAUAUGUAUUUGAAAUGGGUCUUAUUAUGGUACAUUGCACUUGCGACGCUGAUGUUUUUGACACUGGACCGGGGAUCCAGGGACAGGAUAGCACCUGGUCGUGAAGACAAGGCUGUUUGUUGGCCAUUUGGACAUCAAUGACAACGAGAGAAAGACCUAAUUAAAACAGAGUGAUGGGGGACGGUUGCUGGAAACAGCUGACUCAAGGGACUAGAGGUAUGUGACAAUUCAUCAUUUUUGGGAGGUUAGGGUGACAAUGUAUGGAGCUGUCUGAAAGUUUUGCUCCCAAAUUUUUACUUAAAACCCCAACAUUAUGAGUGUGAUAAUGAGCUCCAAGGCCAGUUAUACAGACCAUGUUCUUUUAUUUGUCAAGUAAGAAAAGAUUUUUUUUUUUAAGUUAACUGCAGCUGCUUUGUAAUUUGCAAUUAUGAGUCAUCCCUAAUAAAAUGUCAGUGUUCCUGUGUAACCAA
Molecule: messenger RNA, 3466 nt
Organism: Anguilla anguilla (European eel)
Lineage: Eukaryota; Metazoa; Chordata; Actinopteri; Anguilliformes; Anguillidae
Gene: olfm2a
Product: olfactomedin 2a
Exons: 6
Coding region: 1-1452 (483 amino acids)
Biological process (GO): signal transduction
Source: RefSeq, a predicted model, not a curated record